Lecanosticta acicola is the source of this 1116-nucleotide messenger RNA. The record is from the annotation of a GenBank genome assembly. Lineage: Eukaryota; Fungi; Ascomycota; Dothideomycetes; Mycosphaerellales; Mycosphaerellaceae.
AUGGAUUCAUAUUUGCAGCCCAACUCCAUCGGUUGGUACCCUGGCGAUUUCGAAGCCUGUCCGGAUAGCGAGUACCUCGCCUGUGGCCAGCACAAGCGCGUCCCGAGGCUGCCCGGAAUCAAGAAACUCAAGCCCCCUCGGCCAUUGCGUAGACUUCUCCCCGGAGAGACGCCAGGUUCAUGUCUCUGCCACUACACCGAGUACCCCGAGCUUCUGAAAGAGCGCCGGGCUGAUCGAGCCAAGUCUGCUACGGACUCCCAGCAACCAUUCAGGCUGUUGGACCUUCCAGCAGAACUGCGGCUCCAGAUCUACGGGGAGAUGCUCUCGAUGCCCGGUGGUGUAGAGUUCUGUCCAGCGCCGUGGAUAUUCGAGGGAACUGCACCUGGUGGCAACAUCGGUCGCAAAGCCUUCGAUGAGAACUGGGAUCCCAUCUCCGAGCACCACUAUGAGAAGCACAAGCAGCUUUCGAUGGCAGCGAGAGUCCUACGCGCGAGCAAGCAGAUCUACAGGGAGGCCAAGCCAGUCUUCUACGGCGAGAACGAAUGGCGCUUCACCAGUACCUCGGGCUGGAUUGGCCUCGAUGCAUUUAUGUACCAGAUCGGCCUGGAGAAUUGCAAGCUGCUUCGCAAUAUUACUGUCUGCCAUCCCGGGUUCACAGUCUUGCCCUUGACUCUUGCAGGCGAAAGGCACUUCUGGUCCAGCAUCGUCGGCUUCCACUACUUGAGCUAUGCCGGCACCUUCUUGUCCAGACGUUGGUUCGAGGAACCCUUGACCGGAGAGCCUGCCGCGAUUCUACAGAAAUUCGGCAUGCUUCGAAAUCUUGAUUUUGUCAUUCCACGGAGUCUCUUUGGCGCCAAUGCACCCUUCACGGGAGACGUUGUUGACCAGAGCCGAUUUCACAAUCUCAACAUCACGCAGGUCUCGCUCAGUUCACAGAGCGCUGAGGAUGUCGAGGGACCAAGCUGGGCUUCUAUCUUUGUCGCCGCUCACAACGCGAAUAUUGGGAAAGGCGAGAGGAAGUGGGCGAUCUGCGAGUCAGAGCACGAUGCAAUGGGGGAUUACGAAAUAGACCCCAGGAUUCCGGAGGGCGAGGAGGAUGUGGAAGAAGGCAAGUGA